Mirounga angustirostris (Northern elephant seal) is the source of this 3716-nucleotide messenger RNA. RefSeq names its product shootin 1 (gene SHTN1). The transcript has 17 exons. The record is from RefSeq and is a predicted model, not a curated record. NCBI's taxonomy places the organism in Eukaryota, Metazoa, Chordata, Mammalia, Carnivora, Phocidae. Gene Ontology annotation, cellular component: axonal growth cone; cell leading edge; cytoplasm. The coding region runs from base 242 to 2137 and encodes 631 amino acids. Gene Ontology annotation, biological process: positive regulation of neuron migration; neuron projection morphogenesis.
UGCCCGCGCGGCCCGCCCCCGGUCGCCGCGCCGCCCGCAGGUGCAGCCGCGGCGGCCGCCGAGUAGGUGCGCGGGGAUGAUCUCACUCGCGCGCUCGGCGCCAGGAGGAGGAGGAGCGGGAGCCGACCCAACUUCCGGGUAGUGCCGCCGCACGCCGCCGGCAUCUUGCUUUUCCUCCCCUCCCCCCGCUGCACCCCUCGCCUCUCCCUCCUCUCCUUUAUUCCCGGCCCCACCUGCCAAAAUGAACAGCUCGGACGAGGAGAAGCAGCUGCAGCUCAUCACCAGUCUGAAGGAGCCAGCCAUAGGCGAAUAUGAAGACCUCAGAGCAGAGAACCAGAAAACAAAGGAGAAGUGUGACAAAAUUAGGCAAGAACGAGAUGAAGCUGUUAAAAAACUGGAGGAAUUUCAGAAAAUUUCUCACAUGGUUAUAGAGGAAGUCAAUUUUAUGCAGAACCAUCUUGAAAUAGAGAAGACUUGUCGAGAGAGUGCCGAAGCUCUGGCGACAAAGCUAAAUAAAGAAAAUAAAACAUUGAAAAGAAUCAGCAUGUUGUACAUGGCCAAACUGGGACCAGAUGUAAUCACCGAGGAGAUCAACAUCGAUGACGAAGAUGUUAGCACCGACCCAGAAGGCUCCGCAGAGACCUGUGUUUCUGUGCAGUGUCAGAAGCAGAUCAAAGAACUUCGAGAUCAAAUUGUAUCUGUUCAGGAGGAGAAGAAGAUAUUAGCGAUUGAACUGGAAAAUCUAAAGAGCAAACUUGUAGAAGUAAUUGAAGAAGUAAAUAAAGUUAAACAAGAAAAAGAUCUUUUAAACUCAGAAGUUCUUGAACAGAGAAGAGUCUUAGAAAAAUGCAAUAGAGUGUCCAUGCUAGCGGUAGAAGAGUAUGAGGAAAUGCAGGUAAACUUGGAACUGGAGAAGGACCUUCGAAAGAAGGCGGAGUCAUUUGCACAGGAGAUGUUCAUUGAACAGAACAAGCUAAAGAGACAAAGCCACCUUCUGCUGCAGAGCUCUGCUCCUGACCAGCAGCUUUUGAAAGCUUUAGAAGAAAAUGCAAAACUCAUCCAGCAACUUGAAGAAGAGCGAAUUCAGCAUCAGAAAAAGGUGAAAGACUUAGAAGAGCAGCUAGAAAAUGCAGCACUCCACAGAGAGAUUCGCAGCCUCAAACAGCAGCUGGGGCUUCUGGAAGAGGAUAAAAGAGAAUUGGAAUUGAAAUACCAGAAUUCGGAGGAGAAAGCCAGAGAUUUAAAGCAUUCCAUUGAUGAACUCCAGAAACGGGUGAACCAGUCUGAGAAUUGCGUACCUCCACCACCUCCACCUCCACCGCCGCUCCCCCCGCCUCCCCCAAAUCCCAUCCGAUCCCUCAUGUCCAUGAUCCGGAAGCGAUCCCAUCCCAGCGGCGGUGGUGCUAAGAAAGAAAAGGCAGCUCAACCAGAAACAACUGAAGAAGUCACGGAUCUGAAGAGGCAAGCAGUUGAAGAGAUGAUGGAUAGAAUUAAAAAGGGAGUUCAUCUUAGGCCCGUUAAUCAGACAGCUAGACCGAAGGCAAAGCCAGAAUCUUCAAAAGGCUCUGAGAGUGCUGUGAAUGAGCUCAAAGGCAUACUGGGGACACUUAACAAAUCCACUAGUUCAAGAAGCUUAAAAUCCCUUGACACUGAAAACAGUGAAACUGAGUUAGAAAGGAUUUUGCGUCGCAGAAAGGUGACAGCAGAAGCAGAUAGCAGUAGUCCAACCGGGAUAUUAGCCACCUCAGAGUCCAAAUCCAUGCCAGUGUUGGGUUCUGUAUCCAGUGUAACAAAAACAGCCUUGAACAAGAAAACUCUGGAGGCAGAAUUCAACAGCCCGUCCCCCCCAACACCUGAGCCAGGUGAAGGGUCGUGUAAAUUGGAAGGAUGCACAAGUUCCAAGGUUACAUUUCAGCCUCUCAGUAACGCCGGAUGCAAGAGCGAGUGCUUUGGCCGUGAGCAACAAGCUGGACCCGUUGUAGUUUUAGAUCCUGUUUCCACACACGAACCCCAAACCAAAGACCAGGUCACUGAAAAAGAUUCCACUCAAUGCAAGGAUGGCGAAGAUGAAAUUAAACCAGAACACAAAGAAGACGGCAUUGAAAAAAUGAGAGACACAGACAGCUCCCACUGCUGAUCUGCACACCGGAAGGCUGACAGGUGUACAAGCCCUUUCCGAGGGGUACGCGAUCAGUUCUGGCGUAUUGGCAAGCGCCAUAGAUAUUCUGUUCUGGUCACUGUACUCAGAAUGCGGGCUCUUUUCUAGUGUCACUUUUGUAAGUAAUUUACCUAUAAACAUAAGUAAGUUCAGCAAAAUACACAUCCUGUGUAGGUUUUGUUUUUCUUCCUAGGGAUAAGAUGUUUUUUCUCGAAUUACUGUAUUGUGACUUCUUUUAGAAGGUUGCAGAAAAUUCGGAUGUCUGUCUUUUUAGGUAACAUGCAUACCAUUCAUCAAGUGUAAUGCUCAAAGUUGGCAGCAUUGUGGAUAAGUGGAUAAACAGAACUGACCAACUUAAGGUGAUUUAAGAAACCACCCCCCGCCCCCGGCCCCAAAGCAGCUUCUGUUUUAGGUCUGAUCUUCGUUGGAGAGAGAAACCACAGCAGUGUGGAAAUUGCGAGGUGCUGUGGCGGACAGAUUCCUCUAGGAUAUACCGAGCUGAGCUUCAAACUCAGGAGCUGCAGACAUCCAACCAGCCCUCCCGGAGUCCAGGCUAAUUGCACGCUUUGUCGGCUAUGGGACGGGGAAUGUGCACCACUGACUGUGUCCAAAGCCUCCCAAGGACUCCAGUGGGAACGCGGUGGUGGCCCAAAUGCAGAAUGGAGGGGAAAGUCCCAACCUUGGGUUUCGUAGAGUAUUAUCUUAGUAAACCAUGUGCUCUGUGCUCCGAGCUCGUGGUGUUUUCUCCCGUACCGAGUGGCACCAAUACCGUGGUUUCUCGCGAUUCUUCUGAUUCUUCAUCGCGAUUCUUCUGCACAGUGACAAGAAGUGACAAGCACACAGUUUUCUUGCUUCACUGCUGUUCUGCAUUACACAGGUUUGUUGUGUGUGUGUGUUUUUUUAAAGAAAUUAAGUGGUAGUUAGUCUCUAAAAAUACAAUGUUUCAGUCUACCACAGUGAAUAAAUAGAAAUGUAAUCAGGGAUUAAAAAAAAAAGAAAAAAAACUUAUACAGCUUUUCCCAAGUUGAUUGUUUCCAAAUUGGUGUUUAUUUAAAAUAAGUGGUAAUGUACUUGAAUGCAUUUUUUAUGACAAUGAUUCAAUAAUGGUAAUUUUACUAUUAAAGAAAGUGAAAGGUUUAGUUUUGUUAGCGUGGUUCAGCAUGUAGCUGUCAGGUGUUCCUCACCUAAGGGCAAAAGAAAAUGAUAGUAAUAAUGGGAGUAGUUGUGUUUUAUUUUUGCACGUGUGCUAAGCGUAGGCUUGAAGAGGUGGGUAGGCAGGUAAAUCAAUGUACUUCCUAAAUUUGGAGAUAAUUACCCUUCCGUAGGUUUGUUAUGCUUGACUGUUUCCAUGUUCUUCCAGUGAUGAUUUUACAGUUAUCGGUUUACUCACGGGGAAUUAAAAUGUAAUGUUUUCCAACUGUAAUUUUCCUAAUCGAAUAAUACUGCUAUAUGAUACACCAACUACAGGGUGCAUUAACUCUUAAACAAGUUCUGUUAUGCUGUGAUUUGAACUCUCCUCGGCACACUUAUUAAAAAGCACUGACAAUUUCCCACUAAA